Messenger RNA from Symbiodinium sp. CCMP2592, 1158 nucleotides. NCBI's taxonomy places the organism in Eukaryota, Dinophyceae, Suessiales, Symbiodiniaceae. The record is from the annotation of a GenBank genome assembly.
AUGGACGGUCUGUUGACCUCAGCCCUGUCAUGUAACCGACCCAAUCUGGGGGAGGCCGAGGGCUUCCAACGCGCCUGGGACGAGCUGGAAGCGUGUGUGAGGGCGAGGGGAAUUCUAACGGGCCAGCAGAUGGAAAAGUACGAGGCACACGGGUACUGCCUCGUCCGCAUGGGGCCAAAAAUUGUGGAGGAAGAUUGUUACAAGACAACACCAUCCCAACGGCGUGCAGGACAGGCUGAUCUUAACACUUGGGCCGAUUUGGCCCUUCUUGCCGUAGCCCGCGAGUUGGUCAUCCUCCGUCCUGGCGAAGUCUGCAACGUCCAAAGUUUCGAAGAGCUGUACGGUGGGAGACUCAUUUCGGACAUAAUCCCCGAAGUGCAUCAUGUCGACUUCAAUGGCACUGAGCGUCGGAGAGAUCACACGAAGGAACAGGAGGCACCCAUGAGACUGCACGUGGAUGAUGCAGACCACAUGUGCCGACCGCCGAUCCAGCUGCUUCUGGGAAUCAUUAAUGUUAACCAGACUCCAACAUCGGUGGCACUGGUGCCGCCGGAAGAAGAGCUUCUAGCGGCGGGCGUCCGGGUCGAUCUCCUCCGACAGCCUUUGUUCCUUCACCAUCCGCCGACCAUUGGUUGCAAUAUUUUUUCUGUCGAUGCAGUCGACUGGGCCGGAGUGUUCUUGACAAUACACGAGUGCUUCACGGACGGGGAAGCCUGCAGCCAGUGGCAGACUCCGGGAACCGCCGCACCCUGGAUGGGUCAAACGGUUAUGGUUGGCAGGCAGUGCGGCCGAGAAAACACUGGCUACAUGUCACAAUCCUCUUCAACGACAUCCGCGUUCGUCUUCGUCCCGCAAAUGGAUACGGCAGCCGCUGGAUUUUUCAAGGGAUCUGCUUUGCGUCAGCAGAAGGACCAGGUGCCAUUCUCGCUCUUCGAGUGGGCCGAUCCUCAAAAGCAGGAGGCGCCGAAGGCUCUCAGACCGAUUCUCACCCCGCGACCGGCUUCUUCAGCUGCGAGGAGCACCGCCCCGUCCACAGCCCGGAGCUCCUUCAAAGCUGCAGGAUCCGAGGUGAUAAAUCCGUCCUUCGCGGGUGCAGGCGUGCAAGGCCAGCAAGGCUCACUACGAACGAAGGCGUUGGAGCAGAGGGGCGCGAGUUGA